Molecule: messenger RNA, 1572 nt
Organism: Tarenaya hassleriana
Lineage: Eukaryota; Viridiplantae; Streptophyta; Magnoliopsida; Brassicales; Cleomaceae
Product: serine/threonine-protein kinase CDL1
Exons: 6
Coding region: 53-1480 (475 amino acids)
Biological process (GO): protein phosphorylation
Molecular function (GO): ATP binding; protein kinase activity
Source: RefSeq, a predicted model, not a curated record
UUGAAGAACUCUCUCUCUCUCUCUCUCUCUCUCUCUCUCUCUCUCUCUCUAAAUGGAAACCAGUCCUAAAGCAUCCAAGAAUCAAACCCAUAGCAACCACCAUCAUCAUAAUCCCUCAUCAUCAUCGCCGUCGUCAUCAUCAUCAUCAUCCAGAUAUGAAAGCCAGAGCAAUCUCCAUAACCAGAACGGCAUUAUGUCCAUCAACUCCAUCAUAAUCAUCAUCAUCUCCAUAAUCUCCAUCUCCAUCCUCUUCGCCAUUCUUCUUAUAAUUCUUCUUCUUCACCGGCUUAAAUCCACAAGAGAUAAAUCAAAGAACUUAGAUUGCAAAGAAAACUGCAACAAUGGUGGAACCUUCAUUCCCACCAAUUCCGCCAACAAUAGCUAUGCUUCUAGCCCAGAUAUCAAGACGGAUUGCCUAUAUCCAAGAAACGCGUCAUCAUUCAGACAGCUUCAACAGCAACAACAGCAACGGGGACGGAGGAAAAGCCGUGCCGAAGGAGUACAAGUGUUCACAUACCGAGAGCUAGAGAUCGCGACCAACAAUUUCAGCGAAGAAAACGUGAUCGGAAGCGGAGGAUAUGGAGUCGUAUACAGAGGAAUACUGAGUGAUGGAACUGUUGCAGCCAUUAAGAGGCUCCACAUGCAUAACAAUAAUGAUACUGGCAAUGGAAAGCAUGAGGAGCGCUCCUUCAGGCUUGAGGUGGAUCUAAUGAGCCGGUUACAAUGUCCAUAUUUGGUGGAAUUAUUUGGUUAUUGCGCCGAUCAAAACCACAGGAUUCUGAUAUUCGAGUACAUGCCUAAUGGUGCUCUUGAACAUCAUCUCCACGGUCAUGACCUUGUUAAAAAACCCGAUAAUCAAUCUCAACCGUUGGAUUGGGGAACCCGGCUAAGGAUCGCCCUUGAUUGUGCCCGUGCCCUCGAAUUCCUGCACGAAUUCGCCUUCCCGGCCGUGAUUCACCGUGACUUCAAGUGCACCAAUGUCUUGUUAGAUCAGAAUUUCCGAGCCAGGGUUUCGGAUUUCGGAUUGGCCAAGAUGGGUUCGGAUAAAAUCAACGGUCAGAUUUCAACUAGGGUUCUUGGGACCACAGGGUAUCUAGCUCCGGAAUAUGCUUCAACAGGAAAAGUUACAACCAAAUCAGAUGUUUAUAGUUAUGGAGUUGUGUUGUUACAACUUCUAACCGGUCGUCCUCCUAUAGAUUCCAGACGACCUCCCGGGGAAGAUAUUCUCGUGUCUUGGGCUCUUCCAAGACUAACCAACAGAGAAAAAGUGAGUGAGAUGGUGGAUCCAACCCUAGAGGGACAAUACUCGAAGAAAGACCUUAUUCAGGUUGCGGCAAUAGCAGCAGUGUGUGUGCAAGGAGAAGCGGAGUACAGACCAUUGAUGACAGAUGUCGUCCAGUCACUCAUUCCUCUUGUCAAAACCUUCAACCAAAACUCUGGUUCUUGUAGGUUUCAUUCUCCUACUUCCACCUUGUCCUAAUCUCUCUCUCUCUAUACAUAUAUAUAUAUAUAUAUGAAAUCCUUGUUUUCUGUUUUUUUUUUGUUUUAAUUUAUGUUUCGGUGGUUUCGCUA